AAAAGACAAGCGGGCAGAGCACUUAAGAAGUGCUACCCCAAACUCGUAUAAAAUCAGUUAACUGCCGGCAUUGGAGCAAGCCACUCACUGGUUAGCUAUACAUAUUAUAUACACUAUAUAAUUUUUUUUGUGAUAAAUCCGGAGCCUUUCUGGUCGUGAAAUCUAAGAGAAACCGAAAUAAAAAUACAAAUAAAAACCGGAGAGAUGUCGAUGCACCAACUGUUGCUCUAUUCGCUUUGCCUGUGGGCUGUCAUUGUGUUUUGUGCUCCGGCACCGACCGAAUCGCGUCGCGUGAUCUUCCUGAAACCGAAUGGGAUCCAUCGUGGACAGAUUUUGGCCACACACGGGAUGGAGAAGCCCUGCCCCAAGUGUCAUAUGCAUGAUCAUCGGGGUAAUUGUCGUCGCAUCAUUGCCUACAAUGCAGAUGGUGUGCACUGCUGAAUGUGAAUCGAAGUGAAUUUCCAUCACCAUCGAACGAAUCUCCAACUCUCUCAACACAAACAAAAACCCUAUUUAUUUAUGCUAUUUAUCUGCCUCGCAUGCCAUAAAAUGCCUAACAAUAAAAUACAAACAAAAAGCAAAUGGAAUGCAAUU
Molecule: messenger RNA, 594 nt
Organism: Drosophila serrata
Lineage: Eukaryota; Metazoa; Arthropoda; Insecta; Diptera; Drosophilidae
Source: RefSeq, a predicted model, not a curated record